This is a messenger RNA of Lactuca saligna, 534 nucleotides long. The record is from the annotation of a GenBank genome assembly. Lineage: Eukaryota; Viridiplantae; Streptophyta; Magnoliopsida; Asterales; Asteraceae.
AUGUGGACUCCUCAAAUGGUUUGUCCAAGAUUCUGCAUGCUCCUGGUUGGAGAAACUCUAUUACAGUUGGUGGUUGAUGAUUUAUCCACCCCUGCUGUUAGAAGUCUUGCAAAGCAACAUGGUAUUGAUUUAGCUGAUGUCACUGGAAGUGGUAAACAUGGAAGAAUAUUGAAAGAAGAUGUUCUAAAAUAUGGUGUAGAAAAAGGAAUUAUUGAUGACAAACCUGCUUUUAAUCCUACUUCUAUCGAACCCAUGUCUGGACCUGAAGAACAACUUCAAGAGACGGCUGAAUCACUUUAUCAUGAUAAGAUAUUCUCUCAAAGGGCUUAUCAGCGUGCAAUGGCUAGGUCAAUGACUACAGCUGCUAGUGUUCCUCAUUUUCAUUAUGUGGAAGAAAUAAACUGUGAUGGGCUUAUGAAACUUAAAUCAGCUUUCCAGAAAGAGAAUACUGAUCUAGAUAUUAAAUUCACAUUCCUUCCCAUGUUAAUAAAGUCAUUAUCCUAUGUUCAUUUAUGUUGUAACCUCAUAUUUUAA